Penicillium psychrosexuale is the source of this 2583-nucleotide messenger RNA. RefSeq lists its product as uncharacterized. The record is from RefSeq and is a predicted model, not a curated record. The transcript is spliced from 4 exons. Bases 1 to 2583 code for a protein of 860 amino acids. NCBI's taxonomy places the organism in Eukaryota, Fungi, Ascomycota, Eurotiomycetes, Eurotiales, Aspergillaceae.
AUGAGCCCAGAGGUCUCAUGGCUAGGAGACCAAUCGCCUAUUCAACGGGGCGCAAGAACCCCAAUCCGCUCAUCCUCAUCUGAAACCCCCGAACCUAGCACUCCUACGCUCGUAAACCCUGCCUCAGCUCUCCUGCAGGAUCUACUAAAAGAAGAACGCGCGCACCGAAGCUCCCGAGGAACCAUAUCAGAGGACUUUAAAGAAAAUACUCCUCUCACUCCGGAGAACACUCGAACCCAGGAAGAACCUACCUCCGAGAAAGCCCGCAAAGCAAACGAUGUCUUCUCCGCUGGCCAGAGAAAACCAAAAGAGAUGGGCAUGCGGGAAAUGGACCAAUAUGUCUCGAAAAUGAACAAGCUGAAUUUCGAUUUGAAGCUCGAGGUCUUCCAUCGCACGCAACAGUUGGCUAUGUACGAAAAAAAGCUGGAAAGGAUGGCGGAGAUGGAAGAACAACUAGCGCACAUGGACGAUUUGAUGGCAGAGGUGGAGGAGCUGCGAACCACCGAGAAAGAGAACCAGACCCUACGUGAAUCGAACGAGCAACUCCGCAACGAUCUUGACAAGCGAGACCUGGCUGUGACUGAAGCCGUCGAGCUCAUCUGCCAGUUGGAAUCGAAACUUGACCUGCUGGAGAACGGCCGGGGCUCCAGGCUGUCUAUGUCGCGCCCUAUGACCGCUGAUGGCUCUGAGGCCUUAGCGAAAGCCCAGGCCAUGAUUGAGAUCCCGGAGAGAACCUCUUCCAAGCGAAAUGCAAGUGUCUUGAGCGUAGCUCAGCACCAAUCAUCUUCUGAGCUACGCAGACUCUCCAAAGCACCCUCCUUCCUACGAGCAGAUAACAAAAGUACUGCCACUUUGCGAAGCCUUUAUGCUCCUGAAGAAGAAACCCAGUCACGCUCUGCAAGGACUGAACUUUCGAAAUCCGAGAGCUUCCACACAAACAACGAGAUGAUGGAGCCGGAAUCACCCAGACUGAGCGUCCUGAGUGAAUGCAGUGAGCUGAAUGCAUUCGACACGCCUAUGAUGUGGCAAGAAUUUGAUCAGUUGGAGAUCCCUGUCCGGAGACCGUCAUCGGUCGCAGGCAGCUUGGAUAGCUAUGUCUCCCCCGAGAACGGGAAGAAAGCAGAAAAGACAAGAUUGACCGGUGGAUGCAGUCCCGCGAAGACUUUCUCACCAGACCUAUACGCUUCCAAGCCGCGUGGACGUGGACGACUGGACGGAUCUCUUUUCGGCGGCAUCCACCUUCCUCCCACCCCCGACACUAUGAGUACGGCAUAUGCUAUCGGUGCAAACCGAUCGAAUGGGUCGGAUGGGAGCAUUGCAGCCCGGAAGGGCUCCCAGACUGAGGAUUUGUUCUUCCCUGGCAGACGACUCAAUCGCCCACGUUCUGCCGGAGAGAUGGCCUGUCCCUACAGCUAUGGCAGUGACAUUGACGACAGCAUGCAAAACAACUGCAACGAUACUCCGCGCCUAGGAGUCGCUGAUGAGUCUCGAACUAUCCUGCCCUCCUUCAACACAGUUUCCUCCAAAGCCAGCGCGCUUCUUGGGCCCGGAAGCCCCGACAACCCUGUUAUUGAAACCUUCGGAGAUUUAUACCACGCAAGUGCAAACGAAGGAUCAACCCAAACAAUCAAACGCGUCCGUAGCCCCACCAAAGCUAAGACCCCAGAGCCGCACAGUGACCGCGACUCUUCGCCGCCACUCACACCCCAAGACUGGGUUGCCGCUGCAAAGCAUCCCCGGUCUCGCAGGCCCAGACCGCGCGACACCCGCCACGAAAUCCAACCCACAGACCUAUCACCAGGCACUGUCAUCAGUCCAGCAUUCGAAGACGACAGCAGCCUCGCUUCGGGCCCAAGCGAGCUCGAAAUUACCGGUAUCCCAACUCUAGAUAUGAGCACUCUGGAUAUACUAGCGCGAGGCCUCGAACCCACCCAGCCAGGCCCCAAAGUCGAAGCCAAACACGAGCAUCGUCGCCGUCUCAGCUUCCUACCCCCAUUCUUCAACCGCUCGAGCUCUAACGCCCGCCAACUCCAAGGCUCCCCAGUCCUAAACGACUUCGAAGACGACUUCGACGACGGCGCUCCAUCCCCAGUAAUCCCCAAAACAAGGACAACGGCAGGCGCCACCCGAAGACCCGCGUCGCAAAUAAUAACCGCUCCAACCGAGCUAUACCCCUCCAACCCCCCAAUCCACAUCGAAGAACCACCCGCGGCCUUCAGACGCGGAUUCCCGCAAUCAGCAACAAUGUCCACACUAGCGGACCACGGCUCCGAAACACUCGCGCGCCCCUCCUCAUCUCAAGGCCCGGAACACAAGCGACGCAGCUCACUAGGAAUAUUCGGCUGGAUGAAGAGCAAACGCUCUGAUUCCGGGCCCGGGACGGAGAAAUCCACCGACUCCACGUCCAAAGAGAACCGCGCUCCCUCGCGGCUAGCUUACGAAACGACUCAUGGGCUUGGAAUCCCGCAUGGAAACACGGAUUCCAUGGAGACUCAUGUCAGACACCACUCCGAGAUGGGUAUUCAGUAUGAUGACUAUGCGAGACGGCCUCGGUAUAUGGGCCGUCGUACGCGCAGGGGCUGA